Molecule: messenger RNA, 241 nt
Organism: Racocetra persica
Lineage: Eukaryota; Fungi; Glomeromycota; Glomeromycetes; Diversisporales; Gigasporaceae
Source: the annotation of a GenBank genome assembly
GAGAAAAUGCAGUCUCCAACAAGAACCGAGUUAUUGGGAAAACUAACAGGGCCAACACACGGUGCUAAAGCUUUCAAAGAAAAAUUUGUUGAAAUUUACGAAAAUUUCUUCAAGGGAAAUGAUCCAUCAGCUGGUCGACCUCAUUUUUGGAGCGAGUUAUUUCUUCUUAAAGUUAAUGCGGCGUAUUUAACAAGAUGCCUUUCCGAAAUCUCCCAAGAUCAAUUAUUAGCAAUCAAAGCAU